Messenger RNA from Elaeis guineensis (African oil palm), 914 nucleotides. The record is from RefSeq and is a predicted model, not a curated record. NCBI's taxonomy places the organism in Eukaryota, Viridiplantae, Streptophyta, Magnoliopsida, Arecales, Arecaceae.
GGCAACGGCAACGGCGACACCCUCCUCCCUCUUCUUCAAGACCUCGCGGAUUGCUUGAAGCUUCCCCCGGAUUACUUUGCAAGGCUCCCGGGGGAUCUGCGGCUCGAUCUAAAUGAUGCCGCAUUUGAUCUUUCUAGCGGGCCUGUGCUGGAUGAGUGUGGUCAAGAAGUGGGGGAAAUGCUCUUAAAUCUUUCUCGAGCAUGGGAAGAGGCUGAUACUUCUACUUCAAAUAGCAUUGCAAGCCAGCUCCCAUCUCUAGAGAUUUCUUUGACGGACAAUGUCAAACCAGGCAAGGCACUUGGCAAACGUUUGGUAUCUGCUGGAAGAAGAUUUGAGGCUAUGGGAAUGUAUGGUCAAGGAGAGCCACAAAGGAUUGCCCAAGCUAUGAUCAAAACUGGGAAGCUGCUGUCUAGAGGUCCUGUUAUAAUCACUGAUGAAAGGCCUAAGAAGGAAAGCAGGAUGUUGAAGUUUGGAGAAUUACAAGUGGAGUUGACUCCAGGGAAAGCUUAUAGUGGUGCUGCUAUUGGUCUUGUUUUCGGAUUACUCUCUUGGGAACUAAGUCAAGGCAUCCAAAGCAUUCCAGAAAGUUCAUUGCAGUAUGCAAAUGAUAAUGCACUGCUCCUAGCAAAGUCACUAAGAGGAGCUCUUCUUGUACUUGGUUACUCAUCUACAGUCUUAUCUGUUUUUGCUUCAAUGGGACUUGUGUUGUUGGGAAGACAACUGAGCUCCGAAAGCAGCUCAAAGAAACUGUAAAUAAUGAGGUUCAUGAAUGCCAGUUUGCUAUUUAAAAGCUACAAAUGUACUUUGUUGAAGUGUAGGAGGAAAUUUUUUAUGUAAAAUUUCUGUACUUAUUUGCAAAUUCCAACUGCAUGAGCGACGUGUCGCUUUCAAAUGCGGUUGUGGUUUUGGUGCGA